UCAGGGCCAUCCUCAAGUCAAGACAGUGUCGUAAAAAAAGAAAAAAAACUACUCUCUCUGUCUCUCUUGCUUGCACGGAGACUUCACCAUGAACUCACUCUCCCUCCCAUUUCCACAGUCAAACCUUCUUCUCCUGUACAACAUUCUAGAAAAUCCCUAAUUUUCUCCGAUCCAAUCUCAUGCAUCUUCUUCUGUAACUAUAACCCCUAAAAUUUUCAACUUAAAAACCUUAAAAAAUUGUUGAGAAUUUUGGGGAUAGGGUUUGAUGUAAUAGAAUUCCUACAAUCCAAUUUUUUCGUCUUCAAUUACUAUGUCUCAAGCUCCAACUAGAACCAGGCCCAAUGGGUUUGUUAUUGAGGGGGAAGAUUUGUGUUCUCGGAUAAUCAAAUUGAGGAUUUCGUCGAUGAUGUCAUUAUCAGUCAGUUGUUAUUGCUGGAUGCUCAAGUUCCUGCUAAAUUUUCAUUAAUUCUCCGCAGAUGGGUCUUUAAGUGCUACAAUGGCCAUUUAUGAUGUGCACUUGGGAUUGCUGCAUCAACAGCUGCAAUUAUUCUUGGUGGUGGCACCAAAGGGAAACGUUUUGCGAUGCCUGACAAAUUGCUUCAUCAACCUCUUGGUGGUGCUGGCGGACAAGCAAUUGAUGUGGAAAUCCAGGCCAAAUAGAUUAUGCACAACAAAAAUAACGUCACUAGAAUCAUCUCCAGUUUCUUUGGUCGAACUUUUGAAUAAGUUCUUAAAGAGAUUGAUAGAGAUCACUACUUAUUCACACUCCUCAAAUCUUCUUCGUCUCUGCUACCCAACACCACAUACUCUUGUACAUCUCUUAAAUUACAAAAUCCUAGUAUUAAAGAAUCCCUAAUUUUCUCCAAUCCAAUCUCAUGCAUCUUCUUCUGUGACUACAACACUAAAAAUUUCAACUUAAAAAAUGUUGAAAUUUUUGGGGAUAGGGCUUGAUGUAAUAGAAUUCCUACAAUCCAAUUUUUUCAUCUUCAAUUACUAUGUCUCAAGCUCCAGCUAGACGCAGAUCCAAUGGGUUUGUUACUGAGAGAAAGAAUUGUGUUUUUGGGCAACCAAAUUGGUGCAUUUCGUUGAUGAUGUUGAUGAUGGAUGCUCAAGAUCCUACUAAAGAUAUCCGUCUUUUCACUAAUUCCCCCUGCUGGGCUUUAAGGGCUGAUGUCUCCACUGUUGCACUUGAAAUUGCUGCAUCAACAGCUUCAAUCAUUCUUGGUGACACCAAAGGGAAGCAUUUUGCAAUGCCCAACACACGGACAAUGCUUCAUCAACCUCUUGGUGGUGCUAGCAAGGAGAUUAUGCACAAGAACGAUAACGUCACUAAUAUUGUCUUCGGUUUCAUUGGUCGAACUUUUGAACAGUGAACAAGUACAAAAAGAGAUUGAUAGAGAUAACUACGUGUCUCAGAUGGAAGCAGUCGAAUUUGGAAUUAUCAAUGGGUGUAUUGAGAGUGAGAACAUUCUCCCACUUAUUAUGUGAGUGCCUGAUAAGCUGAAAUUAAGGUUCAGUUGCGCAGAUAUAAUUGAAGAUCUCAAGAAAUUCCUGACACCAGAAAUUCCCGAUGAUAUCUGUACUAGGAUUAACAUGAUCUUAUGCUGGCAUCUAUAUCAUCUCCAAUACACCUGAUAACUGAUUUGUAAUUAAAGAAUAUUCAGAUUUCGAAUAACAUUUCAUAUUAGCCAACUUGGAUACAAAUUUGAAAAAGUUUGUUUCUAUAGUAGUUCAACAAGAAGCAUUAAACAAAAGCUGAAACGGUAUUUCCU
Messenger RNA from Papaver somniferum (opium poppy), 1772 nucleotides. Its product is annotated as ATP-dependent Clp protease proteolytic subunit 4, chloroplastic-like. Gene Ontology annotation, cellular component: endopeptidase Clp complex. Gene Ontology annotation, molecular function: ATPase binding; ATP-dependent peptidase activity; serine-type endopeptidase activity. Gene Ontology annotation, biological process: protein quality control for misfolded or incompletely synthesized proteins. The transcript has 3 exons. Lineage: Eukaryota; Viridiplantae; Streptophyta; Magnoliopsida; Ranunculales; Papaveraceae. The record is from RefSeq and is a predicted model, not a curated record. Bases 996 to 1373 code for a protein of 125 amino acids.